GCACACUCGAUUGUUCCCCCCCCCCCGGCCUAUAUAUGAUUAUGGCGUCCGAACUAGACCCCGUCCCUCUUUCUUGUCCCAGAUCGCGACCUCGGGCUGCCACUGCGAUGCAACCCACCACCACAUCCUUAUCAUCUCGACGCCCUUCACAAGCCAUGCCUCCAGCUAUUGCUGCAUCCACGCCCAGCACUCAUACAAAUCCCAUUCCAGUAGCUAGCGACCAGGUAAAUAUUAUGUCUGCGUCAGGUCCAUUGCGGCAUCCCAAACCGCUCACUCCUUCUGAUAUCCAUUCGAUGCUCGAGCAAGAACAGGAGGCUAUGGUAAACCGCCUAUCGCGAGAGCUUUCCCUUCUUCGUCAGCAAACGAACUCGGUCGCAUCGACGGCAUCUUCCACAUCGACCACGCUUAACGACUCCGUAGAUGCACUCCAUGCAUCCCCAUACAUUAUCAACACUGCACACCCUACGGCAUCACGAAGGCACCGCUCAUCGUCCAGUCUGAGCUCCUCCUACAUUCCAGCAGUUCAAGGGUCGAGAGCAGGAAGUGUUUCUGGCAUCGCACCCGCGCGAGAUACAUACAUUCCUUCAGCACGUCCUGAUCCCUCACGACCGGGACGAAGCAGGGAAUCAUCUCUCACUUCCCCUCGGCAGUCGGAAGGAGCGUUGCCGACACUAGGAUCAAUCCAUCAGAACCAGCCGACUGACCAGCUACAUCACACCGCCAGCUAUCCACACCGCAGCUCGGUCUCUCAUAAGACACCCAUCAGCAGUUCUACUCGCCAUGAUGAAGUUGCACACCAGCGUGGGGAAGUCGAAUCGCUCAAGCGCGAGAACGAGAUGCUGCGUCGACGUAUCAGAGAGCUCGAGUCUACUGUCACGAAACUUCAGGAUCAGGAGUCGGUUCUCACUCAUGAGGAAGAGGUCGAGGCCGCAUCCACUCCUACAAAAGACCUGAAAGAGCCGUCUAGUGCGGUGACUAGAGAACGAACUUGAAAAUUCUGGAAUCUUCUUUGACUAAUUGAUUGUGUAUGGAACUUGGUUACAUGGAUGAAUUACGGAAAGCGGGAUCUUUCAGCUGUCACUUGCUUUGUUUUGGGCCAGAUCUAUUAGACAGUGGGUUGUUCGGGCGCACAUCUCGGUUUUCUUUUCCGGUCUCCUUUUUCUUCGUCUAGACGCUCCGGGGAGCCGACGAAUAACUAGAAUGCUACUGCCUAAGCGAUGAUAGUACUAUGUUUA
Messenger RNA from Aspergillus ibericus CBS 121593, 1235 nucleotides. RefSeq lists its product as uncharacterized. Bases 42 to 992 code for a protein of 316 amino acids. Lineage: Eukaryota; Fungi; Ascomycota; Eurotiomycetes; Eurotiales; Aspergillaceae. The transcript is spliced from 3 exons. The record is from RefSeq and is a predicted model, not a curated record.